AUUUUGGAUACCUCAGGGCACGAAACAGAAGAUUUUUCCUUAACCGCCGCGUUGACCAUGUCGCCUUCUUCAUAGGCAGGGCAAGGCAGCGCAGCUGGAACCACUCCUACAAAGAAGACGACUUGCCGGAGAGAAAGUCCAACUCCUCUCUCUCUCUCUCUCUCUCUCUCUCUCUCACAGCGGUCGGUCGGGACUGUGUUGCCCUUGCAGAGGUUAGCUCGGGAGGUUGCCAGAGAGUGAAGGGCUUCAGUUUGCCGUGCUGGUUAUAGUCCACACAGAACGAGCUUAUUAUGAUUUGCUUUCCUUUUCUCAGGCGGAAGGGUCCUUCCUUAUCUGGGCACACAGUCGAAAUCGAUGAAGAGGUCUCAUCUAUUCAGAACACUAAACUUUACACUUACAAAGAGUUGCGGGUAGCAACUCAAGAUUUUAAUCCAGCCAAUAAGGUUGGAGAGGGUGGAUUUGGAUCUGUAUACAAGGGAAUUCUUAAAGAUGGAACUGUGGCUGCAAUCAAAGUAUUGUCCGCAGAAUCGAGGCAAGGAGUCAAGGAGUUCCUAACAGAAAUAAAUGUCAUAGCAGAGAUAGAGCAUGAGAAUCUGGUGAAGUUGAUAGGCUGUUGCGUGGAAGGGAAGCAUAGGAUUCUGCUUUAUGGAUAUCUCGAGAACAAUAGUCUGGCACAGACACUUUUAGGUGGAAGCCACAGUAGCAUUCAAUUUAGCUGGCGGGCAAGGUGUGGAAUUUGCAUCGGUGUUGCACAGGGGCUCGCUUUCCUUCAUGAGGAAGUCCAACCUCAUAUUGUUCACCGGGAUAUAAAAGCGAGCAACAUCCUUCUCAACAGAUACCUCAAGCCCAAGAUUUCAGAUUUUGGGCUUGCUAAGCUUUUCCCCACUAACAUGACCCAUAUCAGUACUCGAGUUGCUGGGACAGCAGGUUAUCUGGCACCUGAGUAUGCAUUACGAGGACAGUUGACUAGAAAAGCAGAUGUCUACAGCUUUGGUGUCCUUCUUUUGGAGAUUGUUUGUGGGAGAUGCAACACGAACCGAAGGCUUCCACCUGAAGAUAGAUAUCUUCUUGAAAGGGUAUGGAAACUUCAUGAGGCGGGAGAGCUCGUCACUAUAGUGGAUUCUUCUCUCAAUGGUGAUUUCGAUGCCAGGGAGGCCACAAAGUACCUAAAGAUUGGUCUCCUUUGCACCCAGGACAUGCCGAAGCUCCGGCCCUCCAUGUCCACAGUGGUGAAGAUGCUAACUGGCGAGAUUGACAUGAACGAGGAGAAGAUUUCGAGACCGGGGCUUCUCUCAGAGUUCAUGGGUGUCAAAGUUGAUCUUGGGAAGACAGACACCAAGGACUCUACUUACACGGUAUCCUCUGGCAAUGCGGAUAAUAUGUCUUCCUCUUCCGGAGACAUGACCACUUCUUAUGCCACAAUGACUUUCAAUUCGAUAUACGACCGGAAUUGACUUAUGGAAGGCUGAGGUUUCUCGAUUCUAAUUGCAAAUGCAAGAAGAAUAAAGAGAAGGGUUGCUGUAAAUUAUGUUUUUGACAUGAGUAGUUGUGAGAUAUAUGCCUUGUUUGAUUUUUCUCCCUAGUGCGUGAUGUACAUUCUUUGUAAUGUGGUGAUUCAAUUAUAGAUCAUUUUUAUACUGCAUUUGAGAGUUUAUU
Molecule: messenger RNA, 1656 nt
Organism: Punica granatum (pomegranate)
Lineage: Eukaryota; Viridiplantae; Streptophyta; Magnoliopsida; Myrtales; Lythraceae
Source: RefSeq, a predicted model, not a curated record